Messenger RNA from Oryza brachyantha (malo sina), 1168 nucleotides. RefSeq lists its product as uncharacterized. The record is from RefSeq and is a predicted model, not a curated record. The coding region runs from base 221 to 823 and encodes 200 amino acids. The transcript has 3 exons. Lineage: Eukaryota; Viridiplantae; Streptophyta; Magnoliopsida; Poales; Poaceae.
AACAGCCCCCCAAAACUCACAAAAUUCGCCCAAAAACAACUCAAAUUCCUACCAAAAACGUCUCGCGAUUCGUUUGAAAAGGGCACCGUACCCCCCCCCCUCCCCCCAAAUACAAACCCAAAAAUUAUAAAAUCGGAAGGAAGAAUAGCAAACCCUCCUCCUUCUCCUCCUCCGCCGCCGCCUCCGGUCCCUGCCCCGAUCUCCGACGGCGACGGGGGCGAUGGCCCGGAAGAGGAAGACGGACGCGGCGCCGCGGCUGGACGAGGCCGACCGGACGCUCUACUCCACCUUCUGCGGCGCCGCCAACUCCCUCUCCCAGCUCUACACCCAGGCCAUGGCCCAGCAGAAGCUCUCCUUCCAGGCCGGCGAGCGCCACGCCCUCGAAAAACUCCACCAGUGGAUAUUGAGGAAGCAUGAGGAAGAGUCCAGGCUCACUGUAGCUGAUAUAAUGUCUCACAUCCAGCAUGAGCUGGAUUAUGGAGGUAAUGAUCCACAUGUUUCCCCCAGAGUACAUCAGCACAGUGCAAAUCUGUUUGCAAACUCAAGCAUCCAACCCUCAGCUGGUUCGUAUGGUCAAGCAACAAUAGGAUUUGCACCUAGACCCAGCCUCAGUGAUCAGUCGAAGAAUACAAUUUUCUCAAACGCCUUAUCAAGCCCGGUCCGCAGGAGUCUCCAGAGCUAUCAUUUAACCCAAGGAUCUGGUAAUGGAGGGCGGAACGCAGAAACAAACUCAGCGGGACAGAAUAUAGAGACCAACUCUGGAGGCUCCAAUGACACCUCGAUGGACAUGGUUUCAGACAGCGCUGGGAACGAAUACCACUGAAGUGGAUUGUGCUGAGAUGAAUACUACUGAAGUGGAUCGUGUGAGAUGCUGCAUGCGCAACCAGGCAGCAGCACAUACCACUGUUGUCUCCUGUUGCUGUAUGGUAUGUAUUUUCCCUAAAGAUUAUCAUCUGUGCUGCCUUAUGGUCACAGAUGAGGUGGUUCUCUUUAAGGCUUUGAAGCUAUUGUAUUCUAUAUUUUUUGUUGAAGCCUGAUUGGAGAGAAACCAACAUGUUCGUGGGUUCCAUCAGGAAUGCUUUAUAUCCAACUAUGUACUCGUGACUUCGUGUUGAAGAUUUUGAAUGUAAAUGAAAAUUGCAUUGUGGUAUACUGGUGGAGUUGAUGC